Notodromas monacha is the source of this 1504-nucleotide messenger RNA. NCBI's taxonomy places the organism in Eukaryota, Metazoa, Arthropoda, Ostracoda, Podocopida, Cyprididae. The record is from the annotation of a GenBank genome assembly.
AUGUUUUCCACUUACACGAAAUUCGACACGCAUUUAAAGCCUGAGCAAGUGCCAGCAGUUGGAACAGCUGCAUCCUGCGUGAAAGUCGGCACGUGUCGACGUAGGAUUCCAGUGCUUCUUGAAGCGAUGAUCGAAGAAUCCCCGGUGAUUUGCGAUCCGUGGCAGUGUGACGUGACGAGUGCCGGUUGUAAUGACGGGAAGUUCGACGACGAUUUCCGCUUCGUCCCGUUGCCUGAUAAGACCGAAUACUUGGCAAAAUUAGAAACCAAGCUGGCGAAAAUGCGAGCGGAUUCGAGUGGAAGUCAGCAGAAGCGCCGCCGGGCUCUUUUGGACGCUCUUUCGGCGUCCCGUUCGGACCACGUGACGAGGUUCCUCGAAGACGACGAAUUCCGGGUGUCGGGUUCAUGUGACAGUAUCGACGCGGACUCGACGGCGUCGCGACUGCUGCGGAUCGUGGCGCCGGAACGGCUGGCACUCACGACCGAGGAACUCGUGGCACUACUGAAAGCUGACGAGUUGGACGCCGUUACAUCGUCGUCGUCUUGUGUGACAGCUUCGGAAGAUGACGUGACCUCGACUGGUGAUGAUCAUGGUGGUGGUGGUGGUGCUGGUGUCGGUGAUGGUGUCGUCGAUGGCACCAGUGGUGCGGAAACGAGCCAAUGAGCCGUAGGGCAGUUUCUACUCGUGUGCUGCGCGUGUCAUUCCGCCGGGGAAUAUUAUGACUGGAUGUGAUAUUCGUGUGUUUGCAGGCAGUCGGUGUGUCUGUGUUUUUUCUUUUCUUCUGUGUGUGUGUAUGUCAAGCUCACUUCAAGUGACGUGAGGGAUGAUCCGAUGGACGUAGGAUCUGGUAUUUAUGCGCCUGUUUGUCGAGAUCUUCGAAUUACUGCACUUCCCUACGCUGGAAGCUGAGAUUGAGUGUGUCCGAGGAUGAAGCUUAUGAACGGAUCAGUUUAAUGAUGGACGCACGGAAUCAUGCGAAGGUCUUGCCGUUGUUGAAAGGAGACAUGGACGCAGAAAAUAUGUGUGUGUAAACCAAAGCCAUCACGUUCGAAGAUCCAAUGCAGUACUCAAGCAUUUUUAUUUCGUUUGCUAAUUCUGAUGCCGGUUGUGGGUUUAAGUAAAAAAAAAAAUCAGUCGACAUCAGCGUCAUUUUAAGAUCAGCCUGGUAAACUGUGAAAGACAAUGCAACCGGAAAGGUACGAGUGAAAAUUCGGCUAAACAAAAUUGAAAUUUCCUACCUUUUUCAAGCGUGUAGCGAAAUGAAUUUCCAUUUCAUAAAAUGAAAGCAUUCACGAUCGGAGACGUUUUUCAAAAGCAACCCGUGAUUCGGUGUCACGUUUGAAUUUUUUAAUAGGGUGAAUGAAACUGCGGUAUAUUCUGUUUUCUCUAUCGAUGGCAAGAUUCAAGCUCGUCAAACAGGUUUUCCAUGCAUGAUCUUUUUUUUCAACAGAGUGUUUAUGAUUUUUCUCCGGAGGUACUGAAGAAAAUUUUCUGAGCUUUCCGC